CAAUAAAACCUCUUGGCUCUAUCCCUGAGGCGAUUCCUGUCAUGCCGGUCCCAAUCCGAGGCCUCACAACCCAUCAGGUUUAUCACAACGUCUCCGUACCAAGGGUCGUCAACCCAUUCUCCCAGAAGCCGGGUCAAGCCCAGAUUAGUCACCAAUCGUCAGAUUCACACGAAAUUUUGUCGACAAGACUUUUAAACUAGGUCAAACUGCACAUGCGGAAAAUUUCCUACAGAAUCAAGGGAUGGACCAAAUCGAGGUCCGUAAGAACGCCUAUCGAACCAUCUAUUUUGUCAAGCAUGAUUCCAAACGAUGGCCUCGCAAAUGGCUAUACUAUACUAUCAGAUUGGUGUUGGUAGUUUGAUGUAUGCGAUGACUCAAACGUGGUUGGACCUGGCCUUCGCGAUGUCAUCACUUUCCCCUUAUUGCCACAACCCCUCAGCCAUCCACAACGAUCAAGAAAAACGACGCCUGCGAUAUUAUUGGGGGGGCAAGGGCCUGGCACUGAUCCUAGGUGGCCACAGAGAUCGAGGGGAUGACGAGAGAGGUAGCUAUCAACUGAUCACGGGCUCGGUCAAAUCCCCUUAUCAAAUUUGAGAUCCCAUUUCCAACGACGACGAAAUAUCAGAGCUCAAAGCUACUUCAUCCAGUUCGGUUGGUGACAAAGCUGAUGAAGCUGAGAAGGAGUAAAACUCUCUGUAUUUUGCUAUGAAAAGGGGAAAAACUAGCUGCAAACAGGAGCAUGUAGAAGGUAGGCUUGACCGAGGAGAGUGGUCACACAGAUCCACGUGACAAAUCAACAGUUGGGCAGCAUGUGAAAAAAAGAUUGAAAGGUGCCAGUGGCGCUGCC
Molecule: messenger RNA, 847 nt
Organism: Trichoderma harzianum CBS 226.95
Lineage: Eukaryota; Fungi; Ascomycota; Sordariomycetes; Hypocreales; Hypocreaceae
Exons: 1
Coding region: 310-594 (94 amino acids)
Source: RefSeq, a predicted model, not a curated record